Messenger RNA from Symbiodinium sp. CCMP2456, 360 nucleotides. The record is from the annotation of a GenBank genome assembly. Lineage: Eukaryota; Dinophyceae; Suessiales; Symbiodiniaceae.
AUGUAUGACUUCGAAGACUCCGACAGCUUCCGAGAUGCUAAGGAGGCGGGCCUCCAGAAGCUCAGCCGCCUGGAGCGCUAUGACUCGUCGUCGCAAUACAGCCGUGAGAAGUAUCGCUUGUUUCUGCAGUGGCUUCCGGAUUCUGAGCGGCAGUUGCUGGAGGAUUCAGAAGGCUUGGGGAAUUCACAGAAAGCUGAGGUGGCGUGGCUUGAGAAGAAAGGCUACAAGUACAGUGCAGUGGACAUCUCCCGAUGGUUAAAACAGCCAGCGGAAGACCCAGAGAAUCGUUGGGCUUGGAAGCCUGAGCCGAACAAUCUCGUCGGCCACCCUGUCGUAUGCAAUGAGCCCCCAUCGCCAUAG